AGCAUCUCUGCUAUGCUUCUCCACUUUACUUCUGUGUACACCUGCACCAAUUUGUUGUACGUCCUUCCGUUUCACUUUUCCCCGAAACCGCUUACAGUCCCCACCCCACGCAAUGCAAGUCUCCAACUGCCGCUCGCACCGCCGAUUCGAGCGGGUCUUUCAGAGGCCGGAGAACGAGCUUAAGCGGCAAGCAAGCCGUGUCAAGCGUGCCAGUCUUCGGUUUUUAUGUUUACCACUCUCGAUUUUGCUUAUAGCUGCUCUGCUGCAGCCUCAGGGGUCGGCAGGAGCAGACUCAGCCACCGACCACCCUACUUGCAGCGCUGCAGACAAGCCGGUGAUCGUCAGCAUCACGGAGCCUCGCGCAACGGAAACCGACGAAAACGGAUAUGUAACUUUCAGAUGCGGAGAAGGCGCUUCCCUUAUUCCAACCAAAAACGCAGAUGGUGCAUUCACUGAAUUCUGUAAGGAUUCCGAGUGCGCGAGGACAGCCUCUUUAAGCAACAACAAGCUGACACUUCAAGAGGACAGUGAAGCGAAAACGGACGCACAGCUUAGCACGGCGAAGGGACCACUUUACAAGCUUAGUGCCUCAAAACUUCCAGACAAACCUUUUACUGCCUUCUUCAUUUGCGAGACGAAUGCCAAGGCAGCGCCGCCCUCAAGAGCUCCUACUGGAAGCAGAUGCAAAGUGCAAGUCUCAAUUUAUGGGAAAGAAAAGCUUGUGCUCGACAGCAAAGUUAUGUGUAAUGGAAAGGACGUAGAACAGGUUUCCUUGAGGAUCGACAAGGCCCCUGCAGAGACAGAUUUCCUAUGUGGAAAAGGUGGUGUGUUGUCCCCCAAUAUUCUCGACCAGGUCUUUCAGUUGGUUGAUGGUCAAACCAAAGAAGUAAGCUUGCAUUCUCUCGUUUCCGGCGCUGUUUUGGCCGAGCGAAGGUCUUCCAUCGCUGGAGACUCUGAAGUUUUACCUGCGUACACUCUGUUCGUUUCAAAAUUGCCGGAAGACAAGCCUAAACAACUCAUGUAUACGUGUAGUUCGAAACAGGAAACACAGCCUGAACGAGAGACUCUAGCGGUCCACGAGCCGCCGAAAGCGCAGACUAAACCAUGCAAUGUGGUGAUCGAAAUUGCGCACAAUGCCGAUCCAGAGGAGUCGAGUGGAGAGCCCCGAAAAUAUCUUGCGAGUGCAGUAACUCUCUUUUUCUUCACUUUCGCACUGCUAGCCACUUCUGCGAGCUUGGUGUGA
Messenger RNA from Toxoplasma gondii ME49, 1243 nucleotides. It is a transcript of the gene SRS14A, whose product is annotated as SAG-related sequence SRS14A. Gene Ontology annotation, cellular component: membrane. The record is from RefSeq and is a predicted model, not a curated record. Lineage: Eukaryota; Apicomplexa; Conoidasida; Eucoccidiorida; Sarcocystidae. The transcript is spliced from 2 exons. Bases 113 to 1243 code for a protein of 376 amino acids.